This is a messenger RNA of Thlaspi arvense, 2449 nucleotides long. The record is from the annotation of a GenBank genome assembly. NCBI's taxonomy places the organism in Eukaryota, Viridiplantae, Streptophyta, Magnoliopsida, Brassicales, Brassicaceae.
UUACCGGGUUCCGCCGGCUAGAUCUCGACGUUCACCGCCGAUGACAGAAGGAAUCAGAGCAAGAGGUCCCAGAUCAUCCUCUGUUAAAUCCCUUCCUCUGAUUCUUGACAUUGAAGACUUCAAGGGUGACUUUUCAUUUGAUGCAUUAUUUGGGAACCUGGUGAACGACCUCUUGCCGUCUUUCCUAGAAGAAGAAGCAGAUUCCGGUGAUGGCCAUGGCAACAUUGCUGGAAUCGAUGGUUUGUCAAAUGGGCAUUUACGUAGUCAACCUGAUGCAAGCAGGUUGUCUCAAAUGUCUUCUGCUCCUUUUUUCCCCGAAGUAGAUGGUCUCUUGUCUCUGUUCAAAGAUGCUUGCAAGGAGUUGGUUGAUCUGCGGAAGCAGGUUGACGGAAGGCUCAACACACUAAAGAAGGAAGUUUCAACCCAAGAUGCCAAACACCGGAAGACACUUACUGAGAUAGAGAAAGGUGUGGACGGUCUGUUUGAGAGCUUUGCAAGGCUGGACGGUCGUAUAUCAAGUGUUGGACAGACCGCUGCAAAAAUUGGAGAUCAUUUGCAGAGUGCAGAUGCUCAGCGGGAAACUGCUAGCCAGACGAUAGAGCUUAUAAAGUACCUGAUGGAGUUCAACGGCAGCCCAGGGGAUCUUAUGGAGCUUUCCGCUUUGUUUUCAGAUGAUAGCCGCGUAGCUGAAGCUGCUUCUAUCGCUCAGAAAUUACGAUCCUUUGCUGAGGAAGACAUUGGAAGGCAAACUGCGGGUACAGCUGCAGGAAAUGCAACUCCUGGCCGAGGACUGGAAGUUGCAGUUGCUAAUCUUCAGGAUUACUGUAAUGAAUUGGAGAACAGGCUAUUAUCUCGUUUUGACGCUGCAUCACAGCGGCGAGAUUUAUCCACCAUGUCAGAAUGCGCUAAGAUUUUGUCACAGUUUAAUAGGGGUACAAGUGCUAUGCAACAUUAUGUGGCAACACGUCCAAUGUUUAUUGAUGUGGAAGUCAUGAAUUCAGACAUUAGGUUGGUGCUUGGUGACCACGGUUCUCAGCCUAGUCCUAGCAAUGUUGCCCGUGGACUUUCUUCUUUAUACAAAGAAAUUACAGACACUGUACGCAAAGAAGCGGCGACCAUUACAGCUGUUUUCCCCGCUCCAAAUGAAGUUAUGGCGAUCUUAGUUCAGAGAGUUCUGGAGCAGCGUGUCACAGGUAUUCUUGACAAAAUUUUGGUGAAGCCCUCUCUUAUGAGUCCACCACCUGUGCAAGAAGGCGGACUAUUACUAUACCUUAGAAUGUUAGCGGUUGCAUAUGAAAGAACCCAAGAACUUGCCAAAGACCUCCGAGCUGUUGGAUGCGGUGACCUGGAUGUUGAAGAUCUGACAGAGUCCUUGUUUUCCUCGCACAAGGAUGAAUACCCAGAGCACGAGCAGGCUUCCUUAAAACAACUAUAUCAAGCAAAGGUGGAAGAAUUACGUGCUGAGAGUCAGCAAGGCUCGGAGUCAUCUGGGACGAUAGGACGCUCGAGGGGUGCUUCAGUAUCAUCUUCUCAGCAGCAAAUAUCAGUCACUGUUGUGACGGAGUUUGUUCGAUGGAAUGAAGAAGCAAUAUCCAGAUGCACACUGUUUUCACCUCAGCCAGCCACACUUGCCGCCUAUGUUAAAGCCAUAUUUACUUGCCUGCUAGACCAGGUGAGCAUAUACAUAACUGAGGGACUUGAACGGGCAAGGGAUGGCCUGUCUGAAGCUGCAGUAUUGAGGGAAAGAUUUGUUUUGGGCACAAGCGUUAGCAGAAGAGUGGCUGCUGCAGCUGCUUCUGCUGCAGAAGCUGCUGCUGCUGCUGGUGAAAGUAGCUUUAAAUCCUUCAUGGUUGCUGUGCAACGUUGUGGUAGCAGUGUUGCUAUAUAUUUUGCAAAUUCUAUAUCUCGGCUUCUCUUACCAGUGGAUGGUGCACAUGCUGCUUCAUGUGAAGAAAUGUCAACUGCCCUGUCCAAAGCAGAGGCAGCUGCUUAUAAAGGACUCCAGCAGUGCAUUGAAACCGUGAUGGCUGAGGUUGAAAGACUUCUUUCAUCUGAGCAGAAGGCUAUUGAUUAUAAGUUACCUGAUGAUGCAAUUGCUCAUGAUCACCGCCCAACAAAUGCCUGCAUAAGGUUAGACAAACUACUACUAACUCACUGGCAGAAGUUCACUUUCAAUCCCAGUGGAGGACUGCAACUGAAGCGUGACAUAAACGUGUAUGGAGAUCUUGUUAAGAGCUUCAGUACGCCAUCUGUCGAUGAGAAAUUUGAUCUAAUGGGCAUUAUAGCGAACGUGUUCAUCGUUGCUCCAGAAAGUCUGUCAAGUCUGUCGACUUUGUUCGAGGGUAGUCCAAGCAUUCGCGCAGACGCUCAAAGGUUUAUUCAACUGCGGGAGGAUUAUAAGAGUGCAAAGCUCGCAACAAGACUCAGCUCCUUGUGGCCAAGCUUGAGC